AUGACGAGCUCACCUCCGUCGUACCCCUCGCGCGCAAUGGCAUCCACGUUAGGAGAGGCAGACGCGCCCCACCCUGACUCUAGCCAUACGCAGGCAGCAGUCUCAUUUCCUAGCCUUCCGCCAGGAUUUCUUCAGCAAUGUCCGGCGCUUGACCCGAUGAACCCGUUCCAGGGAAUGAACGAGAUACAGUAUCCCUCCUUCUCAACUGCCAUGGCACAUGCUCAGCUCCAGAUGCAAUACGCCGGCAACCCCAUGUACACGCCACCAGCGCCUGCUAUGCAAUUCUCUUACCAGAACCCGCAAUUCCUCCUCACCAGCCCAGUGGAUAUGCUUCGCCAACCAUUCCGUCAGACCAGCAACACGGAGCUAACAAUAUGA
Molecule: messenger RNA, 378 nt
Organism: Gloeophyllum trabeum ATCC 11539
Lineage: Eukaryota; Fungi; Basidiomycota; Agaricomycetes; Gloeophyllales; Gloeophyllaceae
Exons: 2
Coding region: 1-378 (125 amino acids)
Source: RefSeq, a predicted model, not a curated record